This is a messenger RNA of Lolium rigidum, 2868 nucleotides long. Its product is annotated as protein BLISTER-like. NCBI's taxonomy places the organism in Eukaryota, Viridiplantae, Streptophyta, Magnoliopsida, Poales, Poaceae. The transcript is spliced from 13 exons. The record is from RefSeq and is a predicted model, not a curated record. Gene Ontology annotation, biological process: regulation of growth. The coding region runs from base 261 to 2567 and encodes 768 amino acids.
AGCACCAGCACGAAGCACGCACCAAACCAAAAAUAAGGCUGGGAAGACGAAGCCGAGGCCCAAAAAUAUUUGGGGGCCGAGCGGAAGCGCGAAUCCCCCCGAAUCCUCCCUCCCCGAUCCCAAUCCCGAAUCCCACCCCGUCGCCAGAUCUCGCCCCGAUCGCUGCCGGCGGCGGCGGAGGCUGGACGGGCCGGCCGGCGGUUGGAGGAGAUCUCGCCGAGAUUUGGGUUGGGCUGGUGGGAGGAGCCGGGUGCGUGGACAUGGCGUCGGCGCAGGCGUCGUCGUCCUCCACCGCCGCCCCGUCGUCGCGCGAGGCGAGCCGCCAGGCCGGGAAGAAAGCGCUAGAGGAGUUCCGGAAGAAGAAAAAGAAGGCGGCGAAGAAGGCCACCACCGUUGUAGACCAGGCAGCGCCGGCUGCUCCCAGUGUAGUGGAGAGCCCCCUGCCAAAUUCCAAUAAUGGCAUCCCAGGAGAAGCCCCGGUGUCUGAUUUGGACUCAAACACACCAAGCACAUCGUCUGCGCCAUCUGCAGCCUAUGAGAAUGGCCCGACGAGUUCUUCCAGAAGCGAGGACUUUCUGUCAAAUGGUCCUGUUGUUGUGAAUGCGUCAGCUAAUUUUAGUAAUGCUGGUCCUCUGCAAGAUGCUACUGCCGAUGGAGGGAGUAAGUUUUAUGGAAACUUGAGCUACUCUGAUCUAGUUAAUGGGCAUCAUGAUGAUUGGAGAGGCGAUGCUGCCCGUGAAAGGUCAGAGACCAGUCCUGACAAGGAUGCCCCUUUAACAUCUGAAUCAAGUGCAUUUGGAACCACUAACAGUGGUUCUAACUCUGCGGAGGUCUUGCCGAAUUGGGGAGGAAAUUCAUCUUUGAGUCAAGUACAUGGUACUGAACAAUCUAGUUCAUUUUCAUCUGGCAGCCUUUUUGGGAAGUCCGGAAGAACUUACUCUCAGGAUUACUCCCCAGAAAAUGAUAUCUUCGGCCGCUUACGAGCUACCUCCAAAGACUCUUCCCAAGUAGAACACUCUGCAUAUGCCAGCAACCGGGACUAUCGCAGUAACUUCAGUAGUUCUAUGGUCGCUGAUGGUGUAGAUCAUGACGCAAAUAUUGGAAUGUUUCGGAAUGCAUCAGAUUCCACACCUACUAAUUUUGAUAAACAGGAUUCUUUUAUGUCAACUGCUUAUCCAACUGCAUACAAUCGAUCCCGGCCAUCUUUUCUUGAUUCUAUUGGAGUACAAAGAGCUCUUCCAACAGAAGUCCCAUAUGGGGAGCCUCCAAAAGCUAACAAUAAGCUAUUCAGCAGUUUAAAUUCUGAAAGUUCUGCUCUUCAGCAGCCAAAUCAGCAAUCCACACAAAGCACUGUUGUGGAUAACUCUGUUAUAACAGGAAGACAAGAAUAUACUAAUGACAAGGGGCUAUAUGAAAAUUCCAUACCUCCUGUUUCCUUGCCUUCGAAAGAUGAAAAAAGUUCGCAGUAUGGUAAUCAAAUGUUCCAAAAUUUCACAACUCAUGAGAAAGAUGAUGGUUUUGCGACACUAGAGCAGCUCAUUGAGGAUUUGACGACAGAGAAGUUCUCCUUACAAAGGACUCUAGAGAAAUCUCAAGAACUAGCGCAAAAUUUGGCCACAGAUAACUCAGCGCUAACAGAUAAGUUCAACCAACAGGCACAUGUUAUCAGCCAGUUGACAUCUGACAUGGAGAGGUUGCAGGAUGAAAUUCAAGCUCAACUGCUGGCACUUGAGUCCAUCAGAACGGAAUAUGCUAAUGCCCAACUAGAAUGCAAUGCUGCAGAUGAGAGGGGGAAAGUACUUGCAGCAGAAGUCAUUCUAUUGGAAGAUAAGGCUCUUAAGCUGAGGUCAAAUGAGUUGAAACUUGAAAAGGAAGUGGAGGGUUUAAAUUCAGAGAUUUCUUCAUACAGGCGCAAAGUUUCUAGUCUAGAGAAGGAACGUCAACAUCUUCAAUCUACUGUCGAGGCUCUUCAAGAAGAAAAGAAGCUCCUACACUCUAAAUUGAGGAACAUUCCUAUGAGUGAGAAGGUAAAUGCCAUAGAGAAACUACCAGUCAACAAAAGAGAUGCAUCAACCGCGACGGAAGAUUUAGGGGAAAGCAGCUCUUCGGAAGCAAUGACUAGUACCAGUGACCAAUUACAAGAUGUUGGAACAUCUAUUUCGCGGUCCAACAUAUCUGAGUUUCCUUCAUUCGAGGAGCUGUCUUCUAGCAUUCCAGACGACCAGCUUAGAAUGAUAGACAACAUCAACUCCUUGAUGUCGGAGUUAGCAGUGGAGAGAGAAGAGCUACUGCGAGGAUUGAGGAUCGAGUCAUCCAAUUGCUCCAAGCUGAAGGAGCUGAACAGGGAUCUAACACAAAAGCUGGAGAGCCAGACACAGAGACUUGAACUGUUGACUUCCCAAAUAAUGGCUAACGAAAAUGUCCUUGCAAAACCGGUUGACACACGGUCCAUCAAUGAUGCAACAAUGUAUGCUGAUGAAGGAGACGAGGUUGUCGAUCGGGUGCUUGGCUGGAUUAUGAAGCUGUUCCCUGCAGGGCCAAAGCGUCGUACCAGCAAACUCCUCUAGUGGAAAUGAAAGUUUUAGUAUACCAUAUAUUGUCUCUUCAUUUAUAUAUUUUCCUUUUGCCCGGUUUUGGUCAUAGCAUCCUGAGAAGCUGUAUAUUGGAGCGAUUUGAUGUAACCAUUCUUUUUUCUACAGAAAAUGAAAUGAAAAAGUUGGAGCUACAAAAUUGUAUUGACAGACAGCAGACAGAAUAGCCUCCAACAAUAUAUUCCUCCCAUCUUAUAUUUUGUGGUCAUGGGUUGGGGUGGAUAGGUUGGGGUGGAUAUGUAAAAGUUAUAAUUCAGUAAAGGUUGUACCGACUGUC